Labrus bergylta (ballan wrasse) is the source of this 3981-nucleotide messenger RNA. RefSeq names its product ankyrin repeat domain 27 (VPS9 domain) (gene ankrd27). NCBI's taxonomy places the organism in Eukaryota, Metazoa, Chordata, Actinopteri, Labriformes, Labridae. Gene Ontology annotation, molecular function: guanyl-nucleotide exchange factor activity; SNARE binding. The record is from RefSeq and is a predicted model, not a curated record. Gene Ontology annotation, biological process: early endosome to late endosome transport; neuron projection morphogenesis. Gene Ontology annotation, cellular component: plasma membrane; neuron projection; tubular endosome.
ACUUGAAGGCGGCUCCUUUGAAGGCUUAUCGUUUUACGUGUUUCCUCACAUGUCUGGCAACCCAGACCCAAAGGCUGAACCAGCUGAUCUCCGUAAACAGCUCCUGACGGGCUGCUGUGGCUGUUUCAGACUGCCAUGCCCGAAGCCUGGAUGACCUGAGGCACUCACUGAUAACAGGAUCCAGACCUGCAGCUCCUUAUGGCUGUGUAUGAUGAGAACAUCCUGAAGAACCCAUUCUACGUGGCCUUAGAGAAGCAGAGACCCGACCUCUGCAGCCGAGUGGCAGAGUUCCACGGCAUCGUUCUGGUGCCUUGUUGUGGAAGUCUGAACGUCAGCAGCUACGCAGACUCUCAUUUUGACAGCUAUGUGCUGCAGCCUGCGGAGGACGGAUACCAGACGGCAGAUGGAAAGGAGGUCAGGAUCCAGGACAGGCAGGUCCUGCUGGGAUCCGGCUUCCCAGCCCUGUUGUCGGUCCCCAUCCUGUUCGAGGAAACCUUCUACAAUGACCAGGAGCAGAGCUACAGCAUCCUGUGCAUCUCCAGGCCCGUGGAGGUGAACCCGAGCCCGUCCGAGCUCAGCCCGCCGCCCCCCUACUGCCUGAAGAGCCUGGAGGACGUCAGGGAGUUUCUGGGCCGCCACGCCCAGAAACUGGACAAGUUCAUCAUCGGCUUCUGUCUGUCCUUCAAGGAGCAGGAGAGGAAAGGACUCCGACAUCACAUAGACUCGGUGAACGGUCUUUACACUAAAUGUCUUCAGUGUCUGCUCAGAGACUCUCGCCUGAAACUUCUGGCAAAGCAGGAUCUGCAGAUGACUCUCCUCAAACAGGCGGUGGAGAUGUAUGUCCAUCAUGGUAUCCAUGAUUUAAUUUUUAACUUUGUGGGAACGCUUGAAGCCAGCCAGGAUGCUGCCUUCAACAAAACCAGCCGCAGUCUUCAGGAGCUGCAGCAGAAAGACCUCGGAGUCAAGCCGGAGUUCAGUAUAAACUUGUCUCGGGCAAAGAGAGAGCUGAGUCAGCUCAACCAGCAGACCUCCCCCCUCCUCAAACUGCUAUGCCUCCGCAGAGUCGCCCUGACCGCCACCCAGACCCCCAGACGCACCGUCAGUAUAGAGGCGGUGUGUGCGGACGACCUGCUGUCUGUCAUCCUCUAUCUGCUGGUGAAGACUGAAAUCCCAAACUGGAUGGCCAACCUGAGCUACAUCAGGAACUUCUGCUUCAGCCACUCCAGCAAAGACGAGCUCAGUUAUUGUCUGAGCACGUUCGAGGCAGCCGUGGAGUACAUCAACCUGGGGAAGCUGCAGGACACACACCAUGGCUCAGGUGAGCUGAAUGAUACCAUGUUCAAGGAGAGGAUGAGUCUGCUGUCUCAGAGCUCUGCCACACCCAUCCACUGUCUGUUUGAGCACAUAGCAAAUGGGAACGAAUCUGAGGUGGAACGUCUGCUGAGUGAGGGAGAGAGCAACGAGGAGGCCAGGAUGUGUCAUCCCCUCUGCUCCUGUGACCUCUGUGACCUCCAGCUGUCCGGGCGGUUAAACGACCCGUCCAUCGUCACUCCGUUCUCCAGAGACGACCGCGGUUACACUCCACUGCACGUCGCUGCCAUCUGUGGUCAGUCCCAGCUGAUCGACCUGCUGGUGUGUAAAGGAGCGCCGGUAAACGCCACGGACUACCAUGCGCUCACGCCGCUGCACCUGGCCUGCCAACGAGGAUACCAGGGAGUCACGCUGCUGCUGCUGCACUACAAGGCGAACACAGAGGCUCAGGACAACAACGGGAACACCCCGCUGCACCUCGCCUGCAUGUACGGCCACGAGGACUGUGUGAAGGCCUUGGUGUACUACGACCUCCAAACGUGCCGCCUGGACCUGCAGAACGAUAAAGGCGACACAGCUCUGCACAUGGCGGCGCGCUGGGGCUACGAGGGAAUCAUCCAGGUGCUGCUGGAGAACGGAGCGAGCACCGACAUCCUCAACAAGAACAAAGACUCGCCGCUGCAGUGUGCGCUCAACUCCAAGAUCCUCAUGUUGUUGAGGUCGACUCAGAACGGAUGUGAGCGCAGCGGCAGCGGACUCGAUUCUCCCUCUCGCUCCCCUCAGGCAUCCGACUGCAGCAGCCGCCGCUCCUCCAUCUCCAGCACCUCCUCUCUGAGCUCCGAGGUCAAACCAGAGGCAGAGCGUGUCCGACACAGAGAGGUGGAGAAGCUGCUGCGUGCUGUGGCAGACGGCGACGUGGAGAUGGUGCGUUACCUGUUGGAGUGGAUGGAUGAGGAGGAGGAAGACGAAGGAGAGCUGCGGUCCGAGGUUCUUCUCUGCCAUCCUCUGUGUCAGUGUCCGAACUGCGCUCCCACUCAGCAGCUGUGCGUCCUGCAGGCCGGGGCGCUCAGUGUCAACAGCUCUAACGUCGACGGUUUCACGCCGCUCCACGUCGCCACUCUGCACGGCCACGCUGGGCUCACCGGUCUGCUGAUCCGACACGGAGCCAACGUCAACGCACGCACCAACCAGAGCGCCACCCCGCUGCACCUGGCCACGCAGAACAGCCACAUCCAGGUCGUGAGGAUUCUGCUGGAGUGUAACGCCAAACUGAACAAGAAGGAUCACUAUGGCAACACUCCUCUGAUACACGCCUGUCUCUGUGGGAACGUGGAGUCGGCCACCAUCCUGCUGCAGAGUAAUGCGUUGGUGAACGUGGUGAACCUUCAGGGGAACACAGCCCUCCAUGAGGCGGUGCGCGGCGGACACCAGGCGCUGGUGGAGCUGCUGCUGAGGGGCGGAGCCUCCCCCAGCAUCAGGAACAAGAGACAGAGGACGCCGCUGGACUGUGCCUACGAACUGGGCGGGAAGAACACGGAGAUCCUGAGAGCGCUGCAGAAAGCAUCCGGACUUUCUCCCGACGCUGAGCCCAUCAAACUCCUCUCCGUGCCCAAAGGAGCUCUGGCUCAUUCGUUCGUCCAGCGUCUGCGGCUGCAGGAUCACGCUAACGGCAGGAGACAGAAGCUGGCUCAGUCCAUCAGCAGGAUGCAGCAGAUAAAGAAAGGUUCCUCUGGUACUCCUCCCAGGUCUUCCACAAACACAAACCAGGUGAAUCCAGAGAGGAGGAGGCUGAGGCGAGGGGAGACGGUGGAGGUCAGCAGCCCCUCUGUGAACCUCACUGCAGGACCUCCUCUGAGUCACCUGGGUCGCUGGCACACCCUGGACUCAGGUGAACACGCAGCGGAGCAGAAUCGGCCCAAACACCCCCUCAAAACAUCCGGAGUACCAACGUACAGACCUAAAAAACAGCCCGACAACGGCGACGCACACUCCUCUGACUCUAACUGCAGCGAGACCUCACCCUCUGCGUCCUCCAACGCUCCGUCACACUCGCCUGAAUCCUUCCCCACACACACCUCCGCCAACCACUCCGAGUCCAACGACCCCACAGAGCCGCCUGACACCUACGGCCCGGGUCUGAACGGGAAGUUGGAGUUACCCAAAGACCAGACGGGCACAGAAAACGAGGCGUUUCAGUCGGAGAGCGAGGACGGGGACUCCAGCUCCACGAUCCAGACGGACGAAGGCCACCAGAGAGACACCAACCAAACCGGAGAGACGAACUACGGAGGAUCCACUGAGAUGGAAAUGUUGUGAGACGAGAACGGAUUAUUAAUCUGAACUAGUAAAACAAAAUGUAGAUGUCACCGUCCCUCAGUGUUAGACGUCACUCAAACAUCUGAAGAGUUCUGGUGGUAGAGAGAAAUAGAAAAUGGGGAAAGACUUUUUCAUUUUGCAUUUCAAGGAGGAAGUGAAACUUUGAGGUCAAAAAAUAAAUCCAAGACAGCAUUUUUUGAAAGUUUACACUUCCCGAUAUUCAAACAUAACUUUUGAUAAUUUCAUCGCUUUUAUUUCAGGACAUCUCCUAAUCCAGACAUUUUGACUUUUCUUUUAUGAUUCUUACUUCAUUCUUAAUUAAUCAAAUGUAUUAAUAAAUAUUUAUUUACAUUU